Messenger RNA from Mustela erminea (ermine), 1375 nucleotides. It is a transcript of the gene NKX2-8, whose product is annotated as NK2 homeobox 8. Gene Ontology annotation, cellular component: nucleus. The transcript has 2 exons. Gene Ontology annotation, biological process: regulation of transcription by RNA polymerase II; cell differentiation. NCBI's taxonomy places the organism in Eukaryota, Metazoa, Chordata, Mammalia, Carnivora, Mustelidae. Bases 346 to 1062 code for a protein of 238 amino acids. The record is from RefSeq and is a predicted model, not a curated record. Gene Ontology annotation, molecular function: RNA polymerase II cis-regulatory region sequence-specific DNA binding; DNA-binding transcription factor activity, RNA polymerase II-specific.
GCCGUAGAGCUGCUUCCUGCCGCCUCUGGGAGGUAACGGGGCGCCGAGGGGCGGGGGACGGGACGGGGCGGGGGCGGGGGCGGAGGUUGCACCUUCCGGGCUCGCUCAGUCUUUGGUCCAGCACUCAUUCAGGUACUUAACACCCUGCAUACCCGGACCUCGGCUUUCAAAGCAUCCCGGGUGGGAAGAGUUGUUUAUAUAAACAGAGAUUCCGCUGUAAGCGCGCUAAUAUCCCGGCAGCCAGCGCAUGGCGUGCGCCUCUGGCUCCCACCCGUAGCCGCGGCGUCCCCGGCCGCCCCUCAGUUCCCAGCCUGCCCCGCCCCCGCCUCCAUCCCCUCCUUGGCCAUGGCCACCUCUGGACGCCUCAGCUUCACCGUGCGCAGCCUCCUGGAUUUACCCGAGCAGGACGCACAACACCUGAGAAGGCGGGAGCCGGAGCUACGCGCUCCCGGGCCCGGCCCCUGCGCCACCUGGUUGGAAUCCGAGCGCAGCCACUACCCCCUCUCGGACGAGAGCAGCCCUGAGACCAGCCCGCCCGACUCGUCGCAGCAGCCGUCUACUGGGCCGGUGUCUCCCGGCUCAGACGCUGAAAAGAGGAAGAAGCGUCGGGUGCUGUUCUCCAAGGCGCAAACGCUGGAGUUGGAGCGACGCUUUCGGCAGCAGCGCUACCUGUCUGCGCCCGAGCGCGAGCAGCUGGCGCGCCUGCUUCGCCUCACGCCCACACAGGUCAAAAUCUGGUUCCAGAAUCAUCGCUACAAGCUGAAGCGCGCGCGCGCCCCUGGAGCGCCAGGGGCGGCGGAGUCGCCGGACCUGGCAGCCGCCGCCGAGCUGCGCGCCGCACCGGGCCUGCUGCGCCGCGUGGUGGUCCCUGUGCUGGUGCGCGACGGGCAGCCUUGCGGCACCGGCGAUCUGAGCACGGCCUCCGCCCAGGACAAGAGCGGCGCCUCCCCAACCGCCUGCCCUUCGCCAGGCUACGCCGCCUUCGGGCCUUGCUCGGCUCUCGGCCUCUUCCCGGCCUAUCAGCACUUAGUGCCCCCAGCCCUGGUCUCCUGGAACUGGUGAGGCCAUUGCGGGGCGCGGGCACCUGGGGCUAUCCCGGACUUUGGAGUGGCUCUGCGGCCGAAGCACGGCUGGAAGCGGAGAUCCGGACAGUUUUCCCGGCCCCACCUCUCUGCGGGCCCCACCUCCUUCGGCGCUGGGGUCCCUAACCCCGCCCUCCCCAGCCGCUGAGCAGGGAAUUUCAGCCAGCAUUCCCCUCUUUCCUCUUUCUUCGACGCCAACCCCAGAGCUAGAUUUUAUUGCUUAAAACCUUAUUUGUAUAUUUUAAAAUAGCUAUUUGUAUGGGAAACAACGUAUUUUUAAAGAAAUAGAAUAU